This is a messenger RNA of Cydia amplana, 883 nucleotides long. Its product is annotated as 27 kDa hemolymph protein-like. Lineage: Eukaryota; Metazoa; Arthropoda; Insecta; Lepidoptera; Tortricidae. The record is from RefSeq and is a predicted model, not a curated record. The coding region runs from base 104 to 787 and encodes 227 amino acids. The transcript is spliced from 7 exons.
GACUCAACGCGCGUAUAUAAAGUGACCUAGGAGCCACUGAGCUUCUCAGUUGUCACUAAUAAGUCUUGUCUUCAUCAUACGCGUGUUCUAACCCUACAAUAAGAUGUUGAGAUACGUUUUCGUUGUUGUCCUGGCCGUGGGAGUGCUCGGAGAAUACCAAGUCACGGAAGAACAGCGGCAACAAGUUAGAACUGCCAUCGGCGAGGUCUGCAAGAAAGCUAACGCUGAAGACAAGACGUCAGAAGUCCAGGCUGCCGUUCAUACGUUCACGGAAUGUCUGAAGGGCCUCUUCAACAUUGACCAAAUCAAAACAGAAAUCGAGGAGGCGAAGCCUAAUGGUGCCCUCGACGAGGUCUUUAAGAAGUACUGCGCGAAAUCUUCUCAGCUGAAGGCGUGCAUCAACACCGCUAUCACCGGCGUGACGCCGUGCGUGCCGAACGACCUUCGCGUCCAUCUGCCUACCGCCUCCAACGCCACCGAUCAGAUCAUCGACUUCGUUUGUUACAAGGAUGGCGACAGGAUCGCUUUGUUCAUCGCCGAGGACGGCCCCAAGUGCUUCCAAGAGAAAGCGGAGGACAUCAAGGCUUGUGCUGAGAAGAUCAAGGGAGGCAUCAGCUCUGUCGACGAAGCCAAGGCACUCUCUACUGAGAACAAAUGCAAGAAGUUGGACGAGCUGUCAUCGUGCGUGGUGUCUAAACUGGAAACCUGCGAAAACUCCACCCCCGCGAACAUGGCCGAGUCACUGUUCAAAUUCGUCAAGAAGGCAUCACCCUGCAACACGAAAUAAGGAGAAGCCAACGAGGCAGGCUGUGAUACGCGAGAAUGCAAAGACGUGCCAUGAAACACUAAAUGACAAUUUAAUAAGAAUAUUGCAUUUUUAUAA